AUGUCUCAUGGGAAAUGUUCUGCACCAAGACACGGCUCUGAAGGGUUCUUGCCCAAAGAGAGAAGCAAGCGUCUCCGGAGUAAGGUAAAGGCCUUCCCCAAGGAUGACAAGAGCAAGCCAAUGAACCUGACCGCCUUUAUCGGUUACAAGGCUGGUAUGACCCAUAUUGUGCGAGAGAUCGACCGUCCUGGAUCCAAGACAAACAAGAAAGAGGUUGUGGAGGUUGUCACUAUCAUUGACGGUCCUCCCAUGGUGUUUGUGGGUGUUGUUGGCUACAUCGAGACCCCAACUGGCUUGAGGACACUCAGGACAGUGUUUGCAGCUGACGAGACCGGCAAGAAAGCCAUCAAUACUGACCUAAAGAAGAUCAAGAAGGAGAAUUUUACCCCACUGAGAAGGUUCCCUAACUAUGGUGAGGUCAGGAACGACUACAUCAAGCUCCGAGGCUGUUGUUCUCUGAUGACUAGUUUCCGUCGUCGUCUCAUGGAGAAGAUCACUCUUAAAUUCAUUGACACCUCCAGCAAAUGGGGACGUUUCCAGAUUCCCGAGGAGAAGCGCGCCUUCAUAGAUACACUCAAAAAGGAACUUUUGUUCAAGGAGGCUCCUGCCGCAUCUUUUUAA
Messenger RNA from Candidula unifasciata, 621 nucleotides. NCBI's taxonomy places the organism in Eukaryota, Metazoa, Mollusca, Gastropoda, Stylommatophora, Geomitridae. The record is from the annotation of a GenBank genome assembly.